Molecule: messenger RNA, 2370 nt
Organism: Peronospora belbahrii
Lineage: Eukaryota; Oomycota; Peronosporomycetes; Peronosporales; Peronosporaceae
Source: the annotation of a GenBank genome assembly
AUGAACGACAUGACACAACGAAGUCUUUUAUUAUGGGUCCAAAGUUUUUAUACCAAACUCGCUACGGAUAUACAAAUUACAAGUUUAAAAGAUUUAUGUGACGGUGUUUUCUUGUCCAAGAUUAUGCAUCACAUUGAUGCCGAAUACAUGAAUCUAGAACAACUUCAUGAUCAGUCAAGUGGCAAUUGGGCACUGAAAUCCAAUAAUCUCAAAACGCUCUUGCGUGCAGUAGAGCUCUUUUAUACGGACGAAUUAGGCCAGAUCUGUCAUGCUGAGGAGAUCGUUGAUCCACUGCUGAUUGCUAAAGAAAACAAUGUACACGAGGUGGCCAAGCUCACCGAAUUGCUACUAGGUUGUGCAGUCCAAUCUCCAAACAAAUCCGAGUACAUUCACUCUAUCAUGCAAAUGGAUGCGUCGGAACAGGCGAGCUUAAUGCACGCAAUUGAAAAUCUAAUGCAUCGUUUCCAGGCAACGUCUCCUGGCGGAGGUUCAAAUCUGAGUCGCCGUAGCUCAAUGGCCCACGGAGCAUCUUUUGACGAGAUGAUACCGCCGCCAUCGUCGUCGUCGUCGGUCUCUGCGCUACCAGCGGACACGUCUGCCGAAGCGCUGGCUACACAACUUGCUCAGGCGCUGGAGCGGAGCUCUUCAUUAGAGCUCAGGUAUUUAGAUAUGGAGCGCGAGAAGCGUGAACUAACAGAGCGUUUUGAAUGUACACUGACGGAGAACAGAGAACUUGCCGAAAAAUAUACGGCACUUGAAACUGAACGUGACCAGUUGCGCAGCGAACGCCAGAACACGCUCACUCGUGAUAACAAGAAGAUCCAACAAAUUGUGGACAAUGAAGUUCACGCUCUUCAAAUGCAGUUGGAGGAAAAGGACCUAGAAUUGAACCGUGUCAAGCGUGAGUCCGGAGAACGCCUGAUGAUGCUGGAAAACGAAGUCCGUCGCCAAGCUGACGAGCUUGACAUUUCACGCUCCAAACUUGGAACGCUGAAUAAACUGGAAGCUAGCGUGAGCAAAUACAAGAAGAAGCUGGAGGAGAUGAACUUGCUGCGUAGUCAGGUCCGCGAACUAGAGACCCUUAACGCUCAGUACUUGGAUAAGGUCGUCGACUUAGAAAGCACGAUUAAGACUAUGCCCGGACUUAAGAGUCUGGUUGAAAAGUACAAAAAUCAGGUUGUAGAACUCGAGACAGCCAACGUCCAAGCAAGCUCUAAUCUCAAUGUUAAGGAACAGAAGAUCCGUAGACUCCAAGAAGAGCUUGACAGCGCGCUAGGUGGGAAGGAGUUUCUUGAUUCGCAAGUUGAGGAGCUCCGCACACAACUUGCAAGCAUCCAGUACCAGGAAGGCGACGAUGACGCAAUGAAUGCUGGCGAGAGUAGCGGGAUCAACGGAGGAGGUUUGAGUGCUGACAUGCUGCUUGGUCGCGAUUCUGUUAGUGGAUUGAGAGAGCGUGUGGCUCGCCUCGAGCGCGAAAAUGCUGAGCUGAAGGGUGGCAAUGCUGAUGCAGGACAGGCAGAGCUGGCAAAUGAUUUGGACAUGGCACUCAAAGCAAAGGAGUCACUCCAGGUAUCUCUUUUUCAGAUGCAGAAACAGAAUGACCAACUGUCAGAAGACCUGCGCAACGCACGAAUCCAAAACGAACAGCAACAGCAAAUGCUGGCACAGAUUCAACAGGCUCCGACUCAAGCACGUCCUCAACAGCAAAGUGCGCCGGAUGGCUCAGAGCCGAUGCAGGUGUCAAAUGAUAUGGUAGUCUGCGAGGCAGCAACAGCGGCAGGAGCUGUCGGAUAUACGACAGCAGCCAUGCAAGAAGCAGGCGUUGCUAUGGGAUCAGGUGGAGCCAUGCAAGUGCCUGUACUUACUCCAGGUUCUGUCGUGGUGACCAGCAGCAACAAUGCGCUUUCGUCAGCUCAAAUCGCCGAAUAUCAGGAUAAGCUGGAAAAGCUGGAGAUUGAGGCAGAAGCGGUCGAUUCAUUACGCGCAACGGUGACAGAGUUGACAAAGCGUCUGAAAGAAAAGGAGUCAGUGAUUAACGAGCUAUCGGAGCAGCGCGCGAAGCUGGAAAAUUACACGAAAAAAACACUUCAUGCUGUGCAGACAAAGUAUAUGGUGGCAGUAAGUUCACAUCGAAACCAGAUCAACGAGAAGCAGGAGCGAGUGGAUUUCCUCGAGAAAAAGAUGAAGGAGGUCCGCGCUUCGUACUCGCGUGAGCAGGCGCUCAUGAUGUCUUCAUUUUACGAGAUUGGAACAGAAAUGCAACGUCGCACGAUGAUGCCGCAGGCACCGGCUGCUGGUGCUCCAGGCGCUGGGUCGUGGCUUGCGAACAAGAGGACAGAAGAACGUGCCAAAAGACGACAAGGAGCGUGA